Molecule: messenger RNA, 306 nt
Organism: Hydatigera taeniaeformis
Lineage: Eukaryota; Metazoa; Platyhelminthes; Cestoda; Cyclophyllidea; Taeniidae
Source: the annotation of a GenBank genome assembly
AUGCUCUGUGUGCGUAACGACGUCACAGAUAAAGUUCUCCAGAAACACCUUAAGCACACCUCAGAGUUCCUCGUAGAUCAAUCUCGAGAUGCACUUCACUCCGCCACGGCGCGCAAGACGUCGAAUGGUGGGUUUCGUGAUACCCUGGAUGUUGUCACGCAGUACCUUCCUGUGACGAUUCGCGCCUCCUUUACCCAAGCCUUUUCCACCUUUGCCUCGACCGGACAUCGCUCAAUUCGAUACGUGCAAAGCGCUGUUAACAAUGGACACCAACCAACAAAGAAGCAGAGAGGACACCUGAGGUGA